AUGGCCAAGACAAAACUGUCGACUCUGGAUGAGCCUCCUGUAGACUCAUCCGGGACUUCGCAGAACCACUUGGUGGAAAAGCAAGACGGUUCCGAGAUCAGUGCCCCUAGCGAUGACGCGGAGCUCAAGCGCGAAUAUCCUUCGGGCCUGGCGGUCACUUUUAUCCUGACAUCAGUUACUCUUGCCUAUUUCCUAUUCUUCCUUGAUCUUGCCGUGAUCUCCACAGCCACUCCAGCCAUUACCUCCCAGUUUGACUCGUUGGUGGACGUCGGUUGGUAUGGCGGUGCCUACCAGCUUGGAAGUGCAGCAUUUCAGCCCUUGACCGGCAAGUUUUACAGCCGAUUUUCUAUCAAGUGGACAUUUCUUGUCUUCUUCAUCAUCUUCGAAGCAGGCUCUGCCAUAUGUGGAGCAGCUCAUUCGUCGGCCAUGUUCAUCGUCGGCCGUCUCAUUGCCGGUAUUGGGUCUGCUGGAGUGGCCAACGGCGCAAUGACAACCAUUUCUACGGUCCUCCCAACACAGAAACAGGCGCUUUUUAUGGGACUCAAUAUGGGCAUGGGGCAGCUGGGUCUUGCGACAGGGCCCAUCAUUGGAGGCGCAUUUACUACGAAUGUCUCGUGGCGGUGGUGUUUCUAUAUUAACCUCCCUUUGGGUGCUAUUAUCGGCGGAUUCCUUUUAUUCAACACAAUCCCCGAACCAAAACCCAAGGAUCCGCCUCUUCAGGUUCUUGGCUCUGCUAUCAAAUCUCUAGAUCUCCCAGGGUUCAUGCUCAUUUGCCCUGCGGUCGUCAUGUUCCUCUUGGGGCUCCAGUUUGGCGGUAAUGAAUAUGCGUGGGACAGUUCAGUUGUGAUAGGCUUGUUGGUCGGCGCUGGAGCUACCUUUGCUGUCUUCCUUGUCUGGGAGUGGCAUCAAGGGGACAAUGCCAUGGUGCCACUUGCCAUGCUCAAACACCGAAUUAUUUGGUCGUCUGCAAUGACAAUGUUUUUCAGCUUGUCUAGUGUUCUUGUGGCUGAUUUCUACAUUGCAAUUUAUUUCCAGGCAAUCCACGACGACACUCCUCUGAUGAGCGGUGUUCACAUGCUCCCAAUCACACUUGCUAUGGUUCUAUUUACCAUGAUAUCCGGCACCCUGAUUUCCGUUUUGGGCUAUUACCUCCCAUUUGUUCUUGUGGGGAGUGUGGUAUCAUCUAUUGGCUACGGACUUCUGUCGACAUUGGGAGUUACGACUCCAGCUGCAAAAUGGAUUGGGUAUCAGAUUCUCUACGGUGUUGGAAGUGGUUGUACAACUGCAGCCCCCUAUAUCGCUAUACAAAACCUCGUGGCCCCAGAGCAGAUUCCUCUUGCCAUGGCUAUUAUCAUCUUCUGGCAAAACAUAGGUGCCGCCACUUCUCUAAUUGCCGCGAAUGCCAUCUUCAGCAACAGUCUUCGUUCGGAGCUUCAGAAACGCGCUGAACAGAUUAGCCUCUCCCCAGAUGCCAUCAUCAAUGCUGGAGUCCGCUCCAUCCGUGACCUGGUACCUGGCUCCGAACUAACCGCUGUUCUAGCAGCCUACACUAAGAGCGUUGACAAGGUCAUGUAUCUUGGUAUUGCUGUCAGCGUCGCCGUCUUGAUAUUUGCUCCGGGACUUGGAUGGAAGGACAUUCGGAAGGUCAAGGAGCUUCAGGUCAUUACUGACGAGUCUGCUGGGAGGGAUGAUAAAGAUUUGGCGGUGGCUGGCAAAAAGUAG
Messenger RNA from Penicillium griseofulvum, 1722 nucleotides. RefSeq names its product MDR family MFS transporter. Gene Ontology annotation, molecular function: transmembrane transporter activity. NCBI's taxonomy places the organism in Eukaryota, Fungi, Ascomycota, Eurotiomycetes, Eurotiales, Aspergillaceae. The coding region runs from base 1 to 1722 and encodes 573 amino acids. The record is from RefSeq and is a predicted model, not a curated record. Gene Ontology annotation, biological process: transmembrane transport. The transcript is spliced from 6 exons.